Molecule: messenger RNA, 756 nt
Organism: Neoarius graeffei (lesser salmon catfish)
Lineage: Eukaryota; Metazoa; Chordata; Actinopteri; Siluriformes; Ariidae
Gene: cdca9
Product: cell division cycle associated 9
Exons: 10
Coding region: 1-756 (251 amino acids)
Biological process (GO): mitotic sister chromatid segregation
Cellular component (GO): spindle midzone; chromosome passenger complex; chromosome, centromeric region
Source: RefSeq, a predicted model, not a curated record
AUGGCUGCUAGAAAAACUCUAAAAGAAAGCCAAAGUUCUGAAGGUGUCCAGAGAGACCAAGCAGCUGAUAAGCUCAGGAAAAGGAAAGAGCUGUUCAUUCAGCAGUUUGAACAGGAAGCUCAGGAACGAGUCAAUGAAAUGGAGGCCAAACUGGACAAAUUGUUGGCAACACUGGACCGAGCAGUGAAAAUAGAGAUGAUGAAAAUGCCUCCGUCUCUUCAGACCACGUUGAUUAAAGAUAUACUGAGUGCACAGGAAACAUCUGUUGGGGAAGUUACAAUGGCGAUCGGGUCUGUGUCUCCAGAGAUUAACAAGCCUCUCAGCAGAAAGGCCAACAGAAAAGGUAAGGCAAGUACAACAGCGGCAGCUGCACAAAGAUCUACGGGUACGGCAAAGAUGGAUGAUGAAAACAAGAGAAGGCCCAAAAAGAAAAUGCAGACCAGUAACAGUACUGGGAAUUUGAGAUGUGCCUCAACAAUUGGUGCUAAAAGGAUUCAAGAACAUGUGAUGAAGCUGAGUGAUCAAACUCUUCGAGGGGCCAAUACGAGACUACGAAGUCGGUCACUUGGUGAGCUCUCAGGACUCGCAAGUGCCACCAUCACUACCUCUCUUGGAGAGACCUUGUUUCUGUCGGAGGAGACCAAAGAUGAGGUUGAACUUGAACUUCUGGAUGAGAUGGCUUUAUUACAGAUGCUAAAGAUUAAGGAGCUGAUGGAGUACCUGUGCAACAAAGUCAAGCUGAACAAGACUAAUUGA